GGAGGUUGAUCGUGACCAUCUGGGUGAUCGUGUCUCCAUCCAACUCCAAACAGAAAUACACCCUGAAGGUGAGUCACGACAAUUUACCUGAGCAGCUUAUUGCAGAGUCCAUCAGGAAGAAGAGCCGAUCGAUGCACCUGUCCCCUCAGCAGCUCCGCCUCUGUGUCCAGGAGUACCAGGGACAAUACAUCCUAAAGGUGUGUGGCUGUGAUGAGUACCUGUUGGAGAAGUAUCCUCUUAGUCAGUACAAGUAUAUCCGGUCCUGUAUCAUAGUGGGUCGUCUUCCUCACCUGAUGCUGGUCUCCAAAGACAGUCUCUACUCUCAGCUUCCUGCCUCCGGCUUUGUCACGCCGUCAUACAGUCGGAGGACACCUCAGCCAUCUCCAUGUCCAGGAGGAGGAGACGGUUCUCCUCCUCGCUCGCUGUGGGCGUUCAACACUCUGCUGAGGGUCCGACUGCUCUGCGCCACCUACGUCAACGUCAACAUCAGGGACAUCGACAAGAUCUAUGUGAGGACCGGGAUCUAUCACGGCGGAGAGCCGCUCUGUGACAACGUCAACACCCAGAGGGUCCCCUGCUCCAACCCCAG
Plectropomus leopardus (leopard coralgrouper) is the source of this 589-nucleotide messenger RNA. NCBI's taxonomy places the organism in Eukaryota, Metazoa, Chordata, Actinopteri, Perciformes, Serranidae. The record is from RefSeq and is a predicted model, not a curated record.